This is a messenger RNA of Scaptodrosophila lebanonensis, 1025 nucleotides long. Its product is annotated as chymotrypsin-2. The coding region runs from base 1 to 792 and encodes 263 amino acids. Gene Ontology annotation, biological process: proteolysis. Lineage: Eukaryota; Metazoa; Arthropoda; Insecta; Diptera; Drosophilidae. Gene Ontology annotation, molecular function: serine-type endopeptidase activity. The transcript has a single exon. The record is from RefSeq and is a predicted model, not a curated record.
AUGUUGAAUCAAAUCGGAGUCGUAAUCUUGCUCCUUGUCGGAGCCCAAGCUGCGUUGCGACAUCAUGCGCUGCCCACCACCAGCGGCGCCAAUUCACGCAUCAUUGGAGGUGAGGUGAUCGCCAAGGGCGCUGCUCCCUAUCAAGUGUCCAUGCAGAACAUCUACGGCAACCACAUGUGCGGCGGAGUCAUAAUACACGAUCAGUAUGUGCUGACAGCGGCGAGCUGCGUGGCUGGACUGCGGAAAGCCAACAUUAAAGUGGUAAUGAGCACCAACGAGUGGGCUGGUGAAGCAUACCAAUAUAUGGUCGAUGACAUAAUCCCUCACUGCAACUUUGACAAGCCACUUUAUCACAAUGACAUUGCCCUGAUCAAGUUAAGCACGCUUGUGGCGUACGAUGAUGUCACACAGAACAUAACCAUAGCCAGUCUAGACGAUCUGCAGGAUGGUGAGAAGCUGAAGCUGACGGGCUGGGGCAACGAAGAUGUAAACGGUAACGCCGCGUGGGAGCUAAAGUCCAUCGACCUCACCUAUGUUGCGCCCGAGAAGUGUCGUAAUACAUACCAAAAUAGCGAGGACCUAGACAUUGGUCAUUUGUGUGCGGUGGGCAGUGUGGGUGCGGGUGCCUGUUAUGGAGACACAGGCGGUCCCUUAGUGGACUCGCAAGGCCGACUGGUUGGCAUUGCCAACUGGGGCGUGCCUUGUGGCUACGGAUUCCCCGAUGUUUUCGCACGCAUCAGCUACUACCACGACUGGAUAAUAUCCACGAUCAAUGGCUGUUCUAUUUACUGAUUAUCAAAUGGCCUUAGUUCAGCAACAGAAACUCGAAGAUGCUGAAACUGAUGCAUAGGAAGAAUACUAUAUAGUCAAUGCAACAAAACGGUUUAUAAGGUUUAUGAAACGACUGCAAAGCAGUUUCAAAAGGGAAACGAUAAAAAUCGGUAACAAUAGGAAAUCACACACAUUUUUCCUUAAACUAUUUUCCAGUUAAUUGAAUUUUAUUACAAAUAUAUAAUAAGAUCACA